AUGGUUAAGAAAAGAGGAGCAGCUAUAUUACCAACAAAUAUCAUCUUAUUACAAAAUUUGGUUCGUCGUGAUCCUGAAUCAUAUCGUGAAGAAUUUUUACAACAAUAUGCACAUUAUGAAUCUUUAAGAGAUAUCUUUAUUGCAAGUCAAACUUCCCAUGAUGCUAGUGAAUUUGCUGAAUUAAUUGGUUUUGUUAGUGCGGUAUCAAGUUGCUUCCCAAAAGAAACUGCAAAUUUCCCUAAUGAAUUAAAAUCUUUAAUUUUAAAUAAUCAUAGAGAUUUAACUCCAGAUUUAAGAGAAAAAAUUAUUCAAUGUCUUGUUAUGCUUAGAAAUAAAGAUGUUAUUACUGCUGAAUCUUUAAUUCAAACUAUUUUCCCUCUAUUGAUUGCUUAUAGUGGUGCUGCUUCAAAUUCAGCUGGUCAUAAUGCUAAAGCUUUACGUCAUCAAGUUUAUACUACUUUAAUUACACUAUUGAAAAAUGUAAAUACUGGAUCAAAAAAUCAAAAAUUAAAUCGUUCUACCCAGGCUUUAUUAUUUAAUUUAUUAGAAGAAAGAGGUCCUCAGGGGAUUUGGGCUACAAAACUAACAAGAGAACUUUGGAGAAGAGGUAUUUGGGAUGAUUCUCGUACUGUAGAAAUUAUGACACAAGCUACUUUACAUCCAGAUUCAAAAGUUGCAUAUUCUGGUGUUAAAUUCUUCUUGGGUGCUGAUAAGGAAAGAGAUGAAGCUAUGGAAGAUGAUAGUGAAGAUGAAGAUGGAUUUGAUAUGGGUGCAUUAAGACAUAAAAUGCAAAUUAAUAAGAAGACAAGUAAACGUGGUAAAAAAUUAGAAACUGCUGUUAAAUCAUUCAAGAAGAAAAAUAAUGCUAAACAUUCUGCUACAUAUUUAAAUUUUAGUGCUAUUCAUCUUUUAAGAGAUCCUCAAGGUUUUGCAGAUAAUUUAUUUUCAACUCAUUUACAAGGUAAAAAUUCAAAUAAAUUUGAUCUUGAACAAAAAAUUGCCCUUAUGAAUUUAUUAUCAAGAUUAAUUGGUACACAUAAAUUAACAGUCUUGGGUAUCUAUUCAUUCUUCUUAAAAUAUUUAACCCCAAAGCAAAGAGAUGUUACACAAAUCAUGGCUGCUUCUGCUCAAGCAUCUCAUGAUUUAGUUCCACCUGAAUCAAUUUCAGUCGUUGUUAGAAAAAUCGCAGAUGAAUUCGUUUCAGAUGGUGUUGCUCCAGAAGUUGCAGCUGCUGGUAUUAAUACAAUUAGAGAAAUUUUAUCAAGAGCUCCAUUAGCAAUUGAUGAAACUUUAUUACAAGAUUUAACUGAAUAUAAAGGUUCAAAAUCAAAACCUGUUAAUAUCGCAGCAAAAUCUUUAAUCUCAUUAUAUAGAGAAGUUGCACCUGAAAUGUUAAAACGUAAAGAUCGUGGUAAAACUGCUUCAAUGGAAUUACAAUCUGGUGAAAAAAGAGGAUUACCUCAAUUUGGUGUUGAUAAUGCAGUCCAAGGUAUUCCAGGUAUUGAAUUAUUAGCCAAAUGGAGACAAGAACAAGGUCUUGGUGCUAAUGAAGGUGAAGAUGAUGAAGCUAACUGGGAAGUUGAUGAUGAAGAAGUUGAUGAUGAAGAUAUUGAAGGUGAUUGGGUUACAAUGGAUUCUGAUAAAGAAUAUGAUAUUAGUGAUGAUGAAGAUGAAGAUAAAAAGAAAGGUAAAGAACAAGAAGAUGAUGAAUCUGAUUCUGAUUUAGACUUAUCUGAUGAUGAAGAAAAUAAAGAAGAACCAACUGAAGAAGAUAAAGAAGCAACUAUACAGAAUAUUGCUCAAUUAGAUCCAGAUGCUGCUUUCAAAGAAUUAGCAUCAACAAGAAUUUUAACUCCUGCAGAUUUCGCCAAAAUUGAAGAAUUAAGAAUGCAAGCUGGUGUUGAAAAAAUUAUGGGUAAUAAGACAAGAUUAAGAAAUGAAGAUGAAGUUGAUUCAUCAUCAUUAAUUGGUCCUGUUAAAUAUAAACAAUUACGUGAAGAAAGAAUCGCUGCAGCAAGAGAAGGUAAAGAUGAUAGAGAAAAAUUCGGUUCUAAGAGAGGUAAACGUGAUGCUCCACAUUCAACAACUAAUCGUGAAAAAUCUAGAAAGAAGAAUUUCGUCAUGAUGAUUCAUAAAAGUGGUGUUCAAGGUAAAGCUAAAAGAUCUUUACGUGAUCAACAAAGAAUUACAAAACAACAUAUUGAAAAACAAAAGAAAGGUCGUCAUGCUUAA
Messenger RNA from Hansenula ciferrii, 2232 nucleotides. RefSeq names its product Sda1p (gene SDA1). Gene Ontology annotation, biological process: ribosomal large subunit biogenesis; ribosomal large subunit export from nucleus. The record is from RefSeq and is a predicted model, not a curated record. Gene Ontology annotation, cellular component: nucleolus. Lineage: Eukaryota; Fungi; Ascomycota; Saccharomycetes; Phaffomycetales; Wickerhamomycetaceae. The coding region runs from base 1 to 2232 and encodes 743 amino acids. The transcript has a single exon.